AUGUCGCAGAACGACCUGACGCGCAUUGAGUCGUUCCAGUACCCCGCCGCCCACUACGGCCAUCUAAGCGAUAACCAACAGGCUGCCCUCGACGUGUUUAAGCAGCAAUGCCUUGACGAGGGCUACUACAAGCCCGCGGGCACCAACAAGAAGACUGAUCCUAGCCACGACGACGAAACUUUAUUGCGGUAUCUCCGCGCGCGGCGCUUCAACCACCAGGAAGCCUUCAAGCAGUUCAAGGACACCGAGGACUGGCGCGUGGAAAAUAACGUUGUAGAUCUGUACGAUAGCAUUGAGGCCGAAGAGUACGAGCAGACGCGCCGCCUGUACCCACAAUGGACCGGCCGUCGUGACAAACGCGGCAUUCCCGUAUUUCUGUACGAAGUCGCGCCGCUCAACACCAAGGCGAUUUCCGGGUACGAGAAGAUGGUGGCUGAAUCCUCGCUCAAAAUUCCCGCCAAAGUCGCUCCCAAAUUGCUACGCCUGGUCGCCCUCUACGAGUCCUUGACGCGAUUCGUGAUGCCGCUGUGUUCCGCCGUGACAGACCGAAAACACCCCGAGACGCCCAUCUCACAGAGCAACAACAUCGUCGACAUAAGCAAGGUGGGCUUGAAGCAGUUCUGGAACCUGAAAAACCACAUGCAGGACGCUUCGCAGCUGGCAACGGCACACUAUCCGGAGACGCUGGACAGGAUAUUUAUCAUUGGCGCCCCCGUCUUCUUCCCCACCGUCUGGGGCUGGAUCAAGCGCUGGUUUGACCCCAUAACCGUAUCUAAGAUCUUCAUCCUCUCGCCCUCAAACGUCUUUCCCACGCUCUCCCAAUACAUAGAUCCGGAUAACAUCCCUAAGAAAUAUGGUGGUAACCUGGACUUUGAAUUCGGCAUGAUGCCGGUCCUCGAGCCCGCUAUUCAGGCAUCACUACGCUGGGAAUCACCAGCUACCCAAAACGGGGAAAACACCUGGCCAAUAGGACCGAUCAAAUGGGAGGAGAGCCAUGAUGGAAGCGUAAAAGCAGUUGCAGUAGGCCAUGAGAAGGGGAAGCCCCGGCGGAGAACAGUAUGCAGGCUCGAGACGCCCGUGUCCAUCAAAGCUAUGCAUGGACUGGCCACAGUCAACACGCCUAUUGACGAGCUGGAGCUGGCACUCACGACUGUUGGGACAGCGACGCAACCUCUAGACUUAGAUGACACCAAUAUUGAUAUUGCCACGCCCCCAACGGAUACCCCAACCCCCGCUGCCACGCCGAAGCCGGAACUCCAGGACCCAGCGUCGACUCUAGCGACCCCUGUCUCGAAUUCGAAGGUAGAAGAAGGUAAAGAUUCAACAAACGUCCCAAUCAGCGACGCUUCCUCUGAACACCAUACCGGAACUUCAGAUACGCACUACGAACCACAGCACCAGGCCCACGUCACCGGCCAACUCACAGAUGGUACUCCCUACGCUGUUAUCAACGACCACAGCGAUCGCGAUAAGACUGUCACCAUCAAUCCCAGCACCGCUGGCCAGGAACCCAAGGACUUCAACAUCCCGCCGGAAGAAACACCAGCACCCGAAUUCAUUGACCAAGCGAAACAGGCCGUAGACAAAGUGACAGUAGCAGCGAUCUCUACCGUUGGUUCUGGUGCUAGCGGUGGAGUCAAAACGGAGGAGAUGGUGGAGGACCCGCUGCCCGAAAAGAGCCCCGAGGAAUAG
Lindgomyces ingoldianus is the source of this 1692-nucleotide messenger RNA. Its product is annotated as CRAL/TRIO domain-containing protein. The transcript has 4 exons. Bases 1 to 1692 code for a protein of 563 amino acids. The record is from RefSeq and is a predicted model, not a curated record. NCBI's taxonomy places the organism in Eukaryota, Fungi, Ascomycota, Dothideomycetes, Pleosporales, Lindgomycetaceae.